Ahaetulla prasina is the source of this 3347-nucleotide messenger RNA. It is a transcript of the gene PTGER4, whose product is annotated as prostaglandin E receptor 4. The coding region runs from base 978 to 2396 and encodes 472 amino acids. The record is from RefSeq and is a predicted model, not a curated record. Lineage: Eukaryota; Metazoa; Chordata; Lepidosauria; Squamata; Colubridae. The transcript has 2 exons. Gene Ontology annotation, cellular component: plasma membrane. Gene Ontology annotation, biological process: negative regulation of inflammatory response; cellular response to prostaglandin E stimulus; adenylate cyclase-activating G protein-coupled receptor signaling pathway. Gene Ontology annotation, molecular function: prostaglandin E receptor activity.
AAAGUCCUUCUCCGCGCAAAAAGCGGCUUCCUUCCCUCCGAACCGCGCCUCUCGCCUUCUCCGCACAGCCCGCUGGACCAAUGGUGGGACGGGGUGGGCGGAGCCCGGCGAGCCUCCCGGGCGGAGAAAUUGGAAGGAGCGAAGUUGCAAACGCUCCGGAGAGAAGAGCGAGGAAGCGCCGCGCAAGGAGGGAAGCGGCGCACGGUUGGAGCGGGAAGAAGAAGGGCUGAGUUGGGGCAUCCUGCGCAUCCCCCGGUCCGUCCGUCCCCGGUUAGUUUCCCAGCUCCUCUCCUAUGGGGAGUCCCGAAUGAGAUGUAUCGCUGUGGCUUCUGCUGCCAAAGCCGCCGCCGCGCUGUGAUCGGACCGCCGGAGGAGAUAGUGGCGGAGUCGCCGUCGCUUGUCGACGUCGGGAAAAGCGCCUUUCGAAACCCGCGGGCGAUCGGGUCCCACGAAACUUUCGGAUCGGGGUGGCUUCCGCGAAACUCCGGGAAGAAAGACAAUCUCUGGGACGUUGGUCUGCUGGUAAGAUAGAUGUCCUGGCUCCGGCAUCUGAAAAACGAAGGAAAAAAACAAAACCCGCUACUUUUCCCCACAGAAGGCGAGUGGGAAGCCCUGCUGUGACCAAAAAGAGUUCCGAUUUGUUUUGAAACUGAAGAGGAGAAGGUUCAAACGACCCCAAGCAUCAGGCAGGAAACCCACCCGCAAAUCUCUUUAUCUUAUUCUGACCUGCAGAGUUAUUUUUGAGGAAUUGGGGUUACUGUCUUUUCCCCGCCGUCCUAAAAUAAGAAGAACUCCCCAACUCGUUUCCAUCUCUUCUUCUCUUCUCCCUCUGAAAUGCAGGGUUUUUUCUUUCCCUUAGGUUGGCCGCCUUCUUGUUUCCCUUCCUCUCUGAACUGAACUUUAGUACCCUUAACCCUUGUAGUUUAUUCAGGUCUCCUCCACACUUUCUUGCUUGGUCUCCUCGGGGUUUUUUUGCCAUGGCGUUGAACCCCACCAUGCUCCCCGCUGCUACCAACAGCUCUUCUAAUGGGACAGGUGGGCUGCCGGAGAGCAGCAAACCCUUGACCAUCCCCAUGGUCAUGUUCAUUUUUGGAGUGGUGGGGAACCUCAUAGCCAUCGUGGUUCUUUGCAAGUCUAGGAAGGAGCAGAAAGAGACCACCUUCUACACGCUGGUCUGUGGAUUGGCCGUCACCGACCUCUUGGGGACUUGCCUGGUCAGUCCGGUGACUAUUGCUACGUAUCUGAAACAAGAAUGGCCUGGUGGCCAACCGCUGUGUGAAUACAGCAGCUUCAUCCUCCUCUUCUUUGGACUGUCUGGACUCAGCAUUAUUUGCGCCAUGUCCAUAGAGAGGUACCUGGCCAUCAACCAUGCCUACUUCUACAGCCAUUACGUGGAUAAGAAACUGGCGGCGCUCACUCUAUUCGCAAUCUACGUUUCCAAUGUCCUCUUCUGUGCCAUGCCAAACAUGGGUUUGGGGAAGACAACGCUCCAGUACCCGAACACCUGGUGCUUCAUAGACUGGCAGACAAAUAUAUCCAGCCAUGCUGCUUUCUCAUACAUGUAUGCUGGCUUCAGCUCCUUCCUCAUUAUGGUCACGGUAGUCUCCAACAUCUUGGUGUGCAUGGCCCUGAUCCGCAUGCACCGGCAAUUUAUGCGUCGCACUUCCCUGGGGACAGACCACGCCACUAACCGCCUGUCAGACUUUCGCCGGCGCAGGAGCUUCCGGCGCAUGGCCGGCGCAGAAAUCCAGAUGGUCAUCUUGCUCAUUGCCACUUCCUUGGUUGUAGUGAUUUGUUCCAUUCCUCUAGUGGUCCGGGUCUUUGUGAAUCAACUGUACCGUCCAGAUAUAGUCAGAGACAUUCAACAGAACCCAGAUUUGCAAGCUAUCCGUAUAGCUUCGGUAAAUCCCAUCUUGGAUCCUUGGGUCUACAUUCUGCUGCGCAAGACAGUCUUGAGCAAAGCCAUUGAGAAGGUCAAGUGUCUUUUCUGCCGCAUUGGUGGGGCCCGGCGGCAGCACUCAGGUAACAAUUGCAACUGGGCUGAUGGUCGACGGACUUCUGUCACAGCCAGCCAUUUACCUUCCUUCAUCUCCCGAGAGCUGAGGGAGAUUAGUAGCACUUCACAGACUCUACUCUACCCGCUGGAGCCAAGUGAAAGGACGGUCGGCGACCGAAUGCUGUUACCAGGAACCAGCAGCUGUCUGGCUCAGUCAGAUACUACAUCUAUAAGGACCUUAAGGAGUUCAAACACCUCAGAGUCCUCUCACGGGCAAGAGUGUGAGAAUACCUUUUUGGUGAGUGAACUAAAGCCUAGCAGUAAUAGCACUGCUAAAGGCAGCGCCCUUCAAGUCACUUUUCCCAGCGAAACUCUGGACUUGUCGGAGAAGUGUAUCUAAACAGUAGAAAGAAGUUAAAAAGAGACAAUUUGGUCCUUGAAGUCAAGCAGAGAGGAACUGACACCACAGACAUAUCCAAUGCCCAUCUUUGCCAUCCAUUCCGUUGACCCAAGGCAUAUACCUGAAGCUUAUCUGGAUUUCCUUGUCCUAAGAUUGAGAGUGAAAUAGCCAUUUAGGGCAAGAUGGCCUUGGAAAUGUGCAUCCGGCAGGAAUCCAUGCGAGACGUUGAGCUAGACGCCAUCAGAGUUUAAGCAUCUUGAUUUGCACCUCCCUCAACAUUGGUUCCGAGAUGCAGCUGCUGGAUCUUUCCUGUUAUGUGAUAAGCACAGGUUUCAGCAGGGAUCUAUUACCGCCAGAGACUCAUCCUCUGCCAUCAAACCCUGCCAAAGCAACAAAGGAAUGUAAUGGUGUCUGAAGCACAGGAUGCUGCUUGUUGCCUUAUCAUGCCCUGGGACAUAGGACUGUUUUCACAGAGUUUGUGUUGUAAAAAGUCACCAAUCUUCUCCAUCUGUACAUGACUGAAGCAUACUUAUUCAGCUCCAACCUCCCUUCUUGGCUUCAUAAUUCAGAGAGAUUAAUUACAAGAUAGUUGCCAAUGGAGGAACAAACUGGUCCAGUUGUUAUGGGACUGAUAAAUCUAUUGUGUGAAAAAAAAAUGUGAAUUUUUCUGGCUGAAAUGUUGUGACUGACUGUAUUUAAGGAAUGUAUAUUCUUCUCUGUGAGAAGGUUAAUUAUUAAUACAAAGUAUAGAAAAAAAGUAAUAUGGUCAGAUCCUCCUUUCCUCUUAAUAUAUGUGGGUAAGAUAAAUUUUGCAUUGGAUUUUUCAAAUUUGCAGACUCAAGAGGCCAGACUAGAGCUGAUUGAUGAGACAAGAGCUGAGGAAUCUGGAAUUUCACGGGAAGACGUUUUGAUGCCACCAUAGGAAUAAUAAAAGCUUUUGUGUUUUUAAAA